AUGAUCCUCAAGUCCCUCCUCCCAACCCUCUCCCUCCUCCUCCUCCUCCUCUCAACUCACGCAAAAACAACAACAACAACCCCCCCAAUCCGAACCACCUCGUCGUUCCCAUUCUCCAACAACACCAACAGCAGCAACGCCGCUCCCGCGCCCACCAUCACGCCCGGCCCCCUGCACUGCGACAUCACCUACUGCGUCAACGGCACCUCGUACUGCCACUUCUGGGCCGGCGUCACCACGUGGCACAAGACGGGCCCGUCGCCGGGGGAGCUCGUCACUACGCUGGGCGUGUACUUCUUGGGAGUUUCGAGGGGAUAA
Trichoderma reesei QM6a is the source of this 318-nucleotide messenger RNA. RefSeq lists its product as uncharacterized. The coding region runs from base 1 to 318 and encodes 105 amino acids. The record is from RefSeq and is a predicted model, not a curated record. The transcript is spliced from 2 exons. Lineage: Eukaryota; Fungi; Ascomycota; Sordariomycetes; Hypocreales; Hypocreaceae.